CUAAGUGCUAUUAUUAUUGCUAUUAAAGCACAGGAUACAUAAAUAGGAACUAUGCAAGGAAUCUGGAAACUGAUCUAUAUUAAAGAGAAAGAAUUACCCAGGAAUAAAAACCCAUCCUGGAGGGGGAGAAAAAAAAACUAUUGUGUUUAUGAACCAAUAGCUUGAUCUUUUUCCUCUGAAAACUGAAAAAAGUUUUUAAUAACUUUUUAAAUCCUUCUAGAUGUCCAUUAUCAAUUGAAUCAACCUUUUGACAAUCUGAAUGUUUGGAACACGGGAGGAAGGAAAUUAGCGGCGGUGUCGGCAUCUGACUCUUUUGCCCUCUGCAAGUUGCUCCUGCUCUUCCCGCGCGUCCCUUUUCAGACAGGCUCGCUCCGAUCUCGAGGUCCAGCUGUUUCGUUGCGUUCCGGAAUACUUUCCUGGGGCCGCCAAAUCCCACCUUUCGGCGGGCAGCUGCGCCUUUAAGAAAAAUGCUCCUUCCCCUUCCCUACAAUCGAAUCUCACCCAGAUAAGGACCACCUUAGCAACCACCGGCCAAUGGCGUCUCUUCGCGAAAGGGAAGCGGGAACGAGCCUCCCGAGGCAUACCCAAUCGGUAGCGGCGCGCGUGUGAAAGAGGUCUGCAUAGCCAUAUAUAAAAGGGAGAGAAUCAGGAAGGGCUUUCAUGGCCCAUCCUUGAAAAGUCAUGGAAAGAGAACUGCUAUUGGCUCCUAUAACAGCUCUGGAGAUUGUGGGAGAUCAUCUUAUAGCAGGAGAAGGACCCAGCAUAGGUGUCUAUAGUUUGGAGCCUGAUGCCAGCCCAUCAGCAAGAUGCUCCAAGCAGGUCCUUCGGAACUAUACUGUCCAUGGUAUUAAGGAGCAGCGGAGUUUGAGUCCCAGAGAUAACAAAUCCUCAACCCUGGCUAUCUUUGGAGGCAAAAGCUUUGUGGUUGUAAAGCUCAGCUUCCAGAACAGCUCAGUGGAACUCAGUGAAGUCUUUCCUUUCUGUGAGCUGCACGACUGGAUCUGGGACCUGCAGUGGAUGGAAGGCAGGAUUGAGAUGUCCAGCAGUGUAGCUGUGGCCUUGGGACACAAUUCAGUGGCACUAUAUGACUGCAUCAGCCAGAGGGUUCUCCAAGAAGUGCACUGCCAAGAGAAGUGUAUCCUCUAUUCUGCCCUCUUGGUAGGGAGCUGCUGGGAGACGUUGGUUCUGGUGGCUGGCACAGUCUUUCAUCAGUUGGUGAUCUGGUGUGUGGCUGACCAGACAGAUGACACAGGAAGAAUAAAGCCCCACAGCAGGAUCAGUGGACACAGCGGUGUCAUCUUCAGCAUUUGCUUCCUGGAGAGCAAAGGCAUCCUGGCCUCUGCCUCUGAUGACAGGAGUGUGCGACUCUGGAGCAUCGGUGACCUCAGAACACCUCCUGCUCUGGUCCCAUGCUUGCUGAUGUGCUACGGGCACCAGUCCAGAGUCUGGUCAGUAAGACUGCUAAGGGACUACAUCAUCAGCAUUGGUGAGGAUUCAGCCUGUCUUGCGUGGAACUAUCGGGGCAAGAUUGUCCACAACUUCAAAGGACACAAGGGCCAAGGACUCCGGGCAGUGGCUGUGGAUGAGGAGCGAGACUGGGUGUUUACAGGAGGAACUGAUUCGGGCAUUAGACACUGGUGCCUCAAGGAAAGAAGCACCACUAGAAACCGGCUCUGGCAGCUGAAUUUUCCUUCCACUGACAGAAAAGGAUCCCCCAGGGCAGUAAAACUGGUGGAUGUAAACCAUCUGCUGGUGAUGACUGAUGCCGGGGCUGUCUAUUCCUGUGACUUGGCUUCUGAAGCUUGGGCAUUGCUCCUGGAGGAUGCUGCUUAUCAGUCUUACAGUCUCUUAGAAGUGUCCAAGCUUGCCACUGGAGGCAUUCUCUGUGCCAUGGGCAAUUUGUCAGGGCAGGUGAAAGUUUUUCCGUUCAGCAGUCCUGCACAAAGCAAGGAGUUAAACCUCUUUGAAGGGAAAGUGCACACUUUGACUUGGGCCACCGAUCCAAACCAGAACCCCAAUACGUGCAGCCUCUUUGCCUCGGGCCCAGCUGGGGCUUUAUUGUGGCUGGAGGUCUCUUGGCACCUAUUUGAGAGAAUAACUGUGGUGGUAAAGCAAUGUUUCCUCCUGCCAGCCUGCAAGCAGCGAUGGCACACCUGCAUUGCUUUUUUGCCCCAGGGAGAAUUUCUGCUUUGUGGCGACCGCAGAGGCUCUCUUAUGAUGUUUGCCUGCAAGCCAACUCUGGGAGUGGAAAAAGCAAAAGGGGGAGGCGAACCUGGCAGCUCUACUUCAGAGAUCAUCUGUACCUUGCCUGGAUUUUCCUUCCCUAUUGGAAGUGGAGAGCCCCACGCUGAGAGGCCCAUUUCUCUGCUUUUCGGGCUUCAUGGGAAACAGGGGGUGACCUCUGUAACCUGCCACAGUGGCUUUAUUUACAGCACAGGGAGAGAUAGCUGCUAUCGCCAGCUGCAAGUGCAGGAUCAGCAGCUCCAAAUGCUGAGGAAGCAAAAGCCGUGCAAAGACCUAGAAUGGCUGGAAGACCUACGCUUUGGCCCUGAUGGGAACCUGAGGGUGCUCGGCUUCCAUGCUACCCACUUUGUAAUUUGGAGUGCCAGCAGCAGUGAGAGGCUCCUCUGCAUUCCCUGCGGAGGUGGGCACCGCUCCUGGAGCUAUGCCCAUUGCCUUUCCAUGGAGACCUUUGCGUAUAUCAAAUCUGGGGAAAUUUGGUUGUACCAAAAUAAAGCCUCCAGUGGGCAGCGGAUCCUGAAAGCAGCUCUGCAUGGCAGGGGGUUGACAUGUGUGUGUCACAUUGGUACCCUGGAAACCUCUGGGCGAGAAAGAAUCAGCAUUCUUGCCACAGGAAGUGAGGAUAAUACGGUGAACAUUCUCGCUUUUAACGUGCAAACUCGCACGGUGACCCAGCUAGCGGCUCUUGGCGACCACAUCUCCAGUAUAAGAGCUCUGACUGUGGUCCAAAACGGCAUUAGUCAGCCUGAGAGGGAAAAGAUCUCCGUGAUGCUUUUUUCAGCUGGGGGGCGAGCCCAAAUUGAGUGUUAUCGAUUAACGCUCGGCCCUAAGCCUGGUUCCAGCAGCAGUGUAGCCUGUCAGCUGGUUCACGUCGCAUCGCAUCGCCUCGAUGAGCAUUGGGAUUACAAGAAGAAUAAGCACAAACUCAUCAAGAUGGAUCCAGAAACCAGGUACAUGUCUGUGGUGGUGCUUGCUAGGAUAGAAGAGGCGGAAUUGCCCGGUCCCUUGUGUUUCCUCGCUGCUGCUUGUAGUGAUGGAUCUGUCCGACUGUUCCUGUUGCUUGAGAGUGCCAAGAAGUUGUGUCUUAUAGCAGAAUCCUUUCACCAUCAGCACUGUGUCCUGAAGGUCGAGGCAUUUGCCUACAAGAUGGCUAGUGGGAGAAGGAGACACUUUAUGGGCAGUGCAGCCACUGAUGGGAGCAUUGCAUUUUGGGAUGUUACUGCUGCCCUCGGCCAUAUUGCAGCAAUAGUAAAGACAGGAGACAUUCAGAUGAAACCUCUAGCCCUGGAAUCUCCAGUCCUGGCCAUUCAGGCUCACAGCUGCGGUGUGAACAGCCUCCACAUCCAGAAAACAGCCGAGAGACGCUUCGUAGUGAUUAGUGGCAGUGACGACGGAUCCAUCUCUGUCCAUGUUAUUGAUGCGAAGGCUGAAAGCGCUGUGGGCCAGGAGACCGCAGCCAGGGCUGGCAUCCAAGUGGUCAGAAAAGUAUCGAGGCUUUGCGCUCACGCAGCUCACGUGACAGGAGUGAGGCUCUUCCACCUGAACUUCCUCCUUUCUGUGUCAGCGGACCAACGCUUGACCCUCUGGAGUCUCUGCGAGGACAGCUUAUCUUUCGUAGGGAGCAAAUUCUGCCACGUGGCUGAUGUGGCCGAUCUGGAGUGUUGGGAAACCGAAGGGCACAGUUAUCGCAGUGUGAUCUGUGGUCAGGGGUUGGAAAUCCUUUCCUGGAGGCUGGAUGUGCAAGGCAGAGAAAUAACAGGUGGGAUCUGAAACAGCUUUAUUUCACUGAAGUUCAUAAAAUGAAGGAGGACAACAGCAGGCAUCAAAAGGAAUUCUGCUCAUAACAUCAUUUGUAGCAGGGUGAAAGGCGUUGUUGUCCUAAUUGCACAAACCAUCUGAGAGGGUUUGGAUCUCAGGUCCUGAGAAGACUGCCUCACCCACUUCACAGGGCUGUUGUUGUGGGGAAAGUAGGAGGAGGAAGGUGUGUUGGAUUUGUUCACUGCCUUGAGUUAUUUGUAAAAACAAUAAAGGCGGGAAAUAAAUAAAUAAAUAAAUAAUAGGCAUUCUAGGGCAGCAGGACUUCCAGGGGCAGGAGAGAUGAGUACCAUGUGUGUGGGGUGUGUGUGUGUGUGUGUGUAUUCCCCCCCCCCCGAACUCCAGUUUAGAACAAGUGGUUCCCAGAACUAAGGACUUUUGCCCUUCCCCAUAUAUGCUAGACCAGGGGUAGGCAACCUUGGCUCUUUUAUGACUUGUGGACUUCAACUCCCAGAAUUCCUGAGCCAGCCUGGCUCAGCAUGGAAACCUCUCCAUUUCUCCUCAGCAUGGCUGGCUCAGGAAUUCUGGGAGUUGAAGUCCACAAGUCAUAAAAGAGCCAAGGUUGCCUACCCCUGUGCUAGACUAUCUCCAUUAAGCCCCAUACUCCAAGUUAGGAUUCUUCUUUCAUCAGUUUCUUUAGCCCUGGCAUUUGUUGGGAUACUGGGUAAAUGAUAAGACCUAUGCUGGGUAGCAUCUUUCAGACCUAGACUUAUAAUCCAGCAUUUCAUUCCUGGCUUGACUGUGGUUAUGGAUUCUCCAGAGCAAGAUGCAUAUUUCAUGACACAGCACAGUUAUACCCAGACUCCUUUGGUCCACUUGGAACUAGCAUAGGCAGCAGAAUAAUAACUUGAUCUCUCCGUUGAAAAACACUUAAUUUUGCAGAGUCUUCCACACCUUACAGAUGCUACUAACUAAUCCGGGAUGCUACAUUUCAAUUCAAUUCAGGUCCAGCCACAAUUUGCUCCUGAACAAAAUUAGGUUAUCAAGAGAUAGUAUCCGUGGGAGUAAUUGGUAGUUCCCUUCAGUGGGUCAGUCUAUGGCUCGCAGCUCACCUUGCCUACAGCAAGUAUCAUUACUUACCCAGGUUGUAUUGUAAUGGCAAGUGUGACUUCUUCCUUUGGGAAGUGCCAGAACCAAACAAGAAAUCACCUGCUGCUGAAAGAAGCAAGUGGACAAGCUAGCUGGAAAAGACAGGGAAAUCCCUAGUACGCAAUGUGAUUUUAUCUUAUCCAAAUCUUAUCCAGGAGACCAAGGCAGCACAUUUGGCAUGUUCUCCCAUUCUUCUCACAACAGUUACUGUUGUGGGACUAUAACCAAAUCAAGGUACUUAUCUGAUUCAAGUCCAGCGCUUUAUUACUUAACCAUAAAAGAAAAGUAGAGGAGAAAAAUAAUUUGGAUCAGCUCAAAAUUUAGUCCUCGAAGUCUAACAGAUCUAUCUAAGAUCGAUCUAUCUAAGAUUGGCUAGAAUGCAAAUCACUCAUUGGUCUGAGGAAACAGUGGCAGUAACUAAUGUCUAACGUUGACCACAUUUCCCCAAAGAAGAUGCCAAACUCGCUGCCCUAGACAAAGAACUGUGAUAUCAAUUAAUCAAUACUAGCUGAUGGGCACAAAAAAUGCCAUUAUGCGAUGGGCACAUUAGGAAAAAAAGUAUGAAAUAAAAGUGGAUAGCACACAUUUUAUUGCAUUACUUUGUUCUCCUUAUAAUGCUAUGGUUUGUGAGAGCUGAUGCUGAGCAGUCUGUCUCUGCUGAUAUAAUCUCAACCUUCUUUCCCUUGUCUUUUCAUAAGCCAUAGACCAGGGGUUCUCAACCGUGGCAACUUUAAGACUUGUGGACUUCAACUCCCAGAAUUCCUCAGCCAGCAAAGCUGGCUGAGUAAUUCUGGGAAUUGAAGUCCACAAGUCUUAAAG
This is a messenger RNA of Crotalus tigris (Tiger rattlesnake), 5964 nucleotides long. RefSeq names its product WD repeat domain 6 (gene WDR6). The coding region runs from base 682 to 4011 and encodes 1109 amino acids. NCBI's taxonomy places the organism in Eukaryota, Metazoa, Chordata, Lepidosauria, Squamata, Viperidae. The record is from RefSeq and is a predicted model, not a curated record. The transcript is spliced from 7 exons. Gene Ontology annotation, molecular function: protein binding. Gene Ontology annotation, cellular component: cytoplasm. Gene Ontology annotation, biological process: tRNA methylation.